GAGCAGGGAAACAGCACCGCUGUCCCGUAAGGCCUGCAUUACAGUAACGCAAACGCUUAGCUCGCGAGCGCGCUCAGAGAAAGUCGGAGACGAUGUCGGAAAAGAAACAAACUGUGGAUUUGGGACUAUUAGAGGAGGACGACGAGUUUGAAGAAUUCCCAGCAGAAGAUUGGACUGGGUUGGAUGAGGAUGAAGAUGCUCAUGUGUGGGAAGAUAACUGGGAUGAUGACAAUGUAGAGGAUGACUUCUCAAAUCAGCUGAGAGCUGAGCUUGAAAAACAUGGCUACAAGAUGGAGACAUCGUAGCUUCUGGCACACCUGUGAAAUUUCUAUUUGGAAUGUUGUCUGCCACAUUCGAACAUUAAUUCACUUCAGAGGGGAUGUUUGAUAGUGUACUUUGGCUGCUUCUUUCUUUUGUAAUAA
Molecule: messenger RNA, 422 nt
Organism: Megalops cyprinoides (Indo-Pacific tarpon)
Lineage: Eukaryota; Metazoa; Chordata; Actinopteri; Elopiformes; Megalopidae
Gene: sem1
Product: SEM1 26S proteasome complex subunit
Exons: 3
Coding region: 93-305 (70 amino acids)
Biological process (GO): mRNA export from nucleus; proteasome assembly; double-strand break repair via homologous recombination
Cellular component (GO): proteasome complex; proteasome regulatory particle, lid subcomplex
Source: RefSeq, a predicted model, not a curated record